Molecule: messenger RNA, 973 nt
Organism: Nerophis ophidion (straightnose pipefish)
Lineage: Eukaryota; Metazoa; Chordata; Actinopteri; Syngnathiformes; Syngnathidae
Product: T cell receptor alpha chain MC.7.G5-like
Exons: 6
Coding region: 50-868 (272 amino acids)
Biological process (GO): response to bacterium
Source: RefSeq, a predicted model, not a curated record
CAACAAUGGAGAUGUUUACGCCUCAGAAGGGUGGCGCUCGAGUGACGUGAUGGCGUGGAGAGAGGCAGCGCUUGAGUGGGGUGGGAAGCAGAAGUUAGCAGGUGGAUCAUUCAUCAUGUCGCUGUCAGCUUGUUGGCUGCUGCUCCUCUCUCUGACAGGGGUUGUCCGCGGUGGCGAGCUGACGGCGAGGAUGGGUGAAGUGUUCGCGUUGGAAGGCGGUCAGGUGACGUUGUCCUAUCCUAAUAUUAGUGACGUCUCUAGUGCCACUUACUUCUUCUGGUACAAACAUCUUCCGGGACGAGCGCCGCACUUCCUCAUGUCCCACUCGGGAGGCAAAAUUGUGACGGAAGGCUCCUUCUCGGUGAGCGUGGAGAAAGAGCAGAGGAGAGUAAACGUGCUGCUGGAGAACGCUGACAUCAGCCACUCUGCUGUCUACUACUGCGCUGUGAAGACGUCUGGAGGCAACAGAUUACGUUUUGCAAGUGGAACCAGACUGACAGUUGAAGUCCAGGAGGACUUGGCGCCAUCUUUCUACAAAAUGGAGGGCAACGUGACGGCUUGCCUCGCCACCGGCUUCAGCAGACACAACGCCAUGGAGAAGGCAGGGAAAAAAGAGGUGUUUGAGGGCUCGCAUGCCGUGCGGAUAUCGGGCGAGUCGCUGUACAAUCAGGUGGCGUUGGUCUCGGCCGAGAAAGCCGACUUGUGCGAGAAAGGUGACAUUGGACCGGGGCACUGCCAGGUCGAUUGGUCGUCAGAUGAGAAGGUCAACCUGGUCUCCCUCACAGUCCUCGUUCUCCGUCUUGUCUUCGCCAAGACGCUCGCCAUCAACGGCGCCAUGACACUGCAGCUGUGGUUUGUUGCACCUUAAUUAGCUGCAUCGAGCCACAGAGGCGGAGUCACGCUGUGUCCACUUCUGCUUUUGCUUCAAAGUGUCAUAAAAUGUAUUAAAGUCAAUAAAUCAAUAAAAGUCAAA